GCUUGUUUUGUCACUUCCGUUUUGGGCGGGUGUUAUGGUGCUGGGUCCGUCACUUCCGCAGUGAUGGCGGUGUGGGUGUCCGCGGGUGGAUGUGGUGUCUUGUCGCCGCUUAGAGGAGGGCUCCGGGCCGGGCGGGCCGCGGUCCUGGCGUGGAGGGUCCCGGUGCGGGCUGCAGGCACCGGGCCGGUGUAUGAUGUGGUGGUGUCGGGCGGGGGGAUGGUCGGGAGCGCUAUGGCCGCGGCGCUGGGACAUGAUGUCCACUUCCGUGAGAAGAAAAUCCUAUUAUUGGAAGCUGGCCCUAGGAAAGUGUCUGACCGUUUGCCUGAGAGUUACAGUAACAGGGUCAGUUCCAUCUCCCCUGGUUCAGCCACCCUUCUGAGCAGUUUUGGUGCCUGGGAUCAUGUCUGCAGCCUGCGAUUCAAACCCUUCCAGCGGAUGCAGGUAUGGGAUGCCUGUUCAGAAGCCAUGAUAAUCUUUGAUAAAAACAACUUAGAAGACAUGGGUUAUGUAGUGGAGAACAAUGUCAUUAUGUCUGCUCUAACCAAACAGUUAGAUGCAGUGUCAGAUCAGGUGGAGGUUCUCUACAGGAGCAGAGCAGUUGGAUAUACCUGGCCCCUUUCCUGUCAUCUCUCUGACACAAGCCCUUGGGUCAAAAUUGACUUAGCUGAUGGACGCAGACUAGAGACCAAACUGCUGAUUGGUGCAGAUGGUCAGAACUCCAUGGUCCGGAAAGCAGCUGGAAUUCAGAACAUCCACUAUCAAUAUGAUCAGUCAGCUGUGGUUGCUACUCUGCUCUUGUCUGAGGCCACAGACAACAAUGUAGCAUGGCAGAGAUUCCUCCCUUCAGGGCCAAUUGCUCUUCUGCCGCUCUCUGACACUGCCAGCUCUUUGGUUUGGUCCACAUCUCAUGAACACGCAUCACAGCUUCUUAGUAUGGAUGAGGAAAGCUUUGUGGACACCAUCAACUCUGCCUUUUGGAGCAACCUACACCACUCGGACUUUAUUGAUACUGCUGGAUCCGUGUUCCGAUCUGCUAUUUCUCUCCUGAUGCCAUCAGGCACUGCAGCCCGCCAGCUGCCCCCAAGCAUUGCCAAAGUGGAGCCAAAGAGCCGAGCUGUGUUUCCUCUUGGAAUGGGGCAUGCCACAGAAUAUGUCCGGCACCGGAUGGCGCUUAUUGGGGAUGCAGCACACAGAGUCCAUCCACUAGCAGGACAAGGUGUAAAUAUGGGCUUUGGAGAUAUUGCAUGCUUGACACAUCACCUCAGCACAGCAGCCUUCAAUGGGAAGGAUCUGGGCUCCAUAAAGCACCUCUUACAGUUUGAGACAGACCGUCAGAGGCAUAACCUCUCUUUAAUGGCUGCCAUCGACUUGUUAAAGAGACUCUACUCCACAAGUGUCGCUCCCUUUGUGCUGCUGAGGACAUGGGGAUUACAAACAACAAAUGCCUUGUCUCCAGUCAAAGAGCAGAUUAUGUCCUUUGCCAGUAAGUAAUUUCUCCAUCUUGCUAGAGCUGCAGUUCACUGGUGACUGCUGGGAACCUGAGAUCUUUAACCCUGUGAGAACUGUAUCAGGUCUGGUUUGGAAACAUGUAUUUAAAUAGUGUCUUUGAAGAAUAACAAACAGGAAUGAAAUUUUUUUCUUACAACAUA
Chelonia mydas (Green sea turtle) is the source of this 1649-nucleotide messenger RNA. It is a transcript of the gene COQ6, whose product is annotated as coenzyme Q6, monooxygenase. Gene Ontology annotation, cellular component: mitochondrion. The transcript has 12 exons. Gene Ontology annotation, molecular function: oxidoreductase activity, acting on paired donors, with incorporation or reduction of molecular oxygen, NAD(P)H as one donor, and incorporation of one atom of oxygen; FAD binding; 2-octaprenyl-6-methoxyphenol hydroxylase activity. Lineage: Eukaryota; Metazoa; Chordata; Testudines; Cheloniidae. The record is from RefSeq and is a predicted model, not a curated record. Gene Ontology annotation, biological process: ubiquinone biosynthetic process. Bases 64 to 1491 code for a protein of 475 amino acids.